This is a messenger RNA of Centropristis striata (black sea bass), 1488 nucleotides long. Its product is annotated as solute carrier family 2, facilitated glucose transporter member 11-like. The coding region runs from base 1 to 1488 and encodes 495 amino acids. Gene Ontology annotation, biological process: monosaccharide transmembrane transport. Gene Ontology annotation, cellular component: membrane. The record is from RefSeq and is a predicted model, not a curated record. The transcript has 12 exons. Gene Ontology annotation, molecular function: hexose transmembrane transporter activity. Lineage: Eukaryota; Metazoa; Chordata; Actinopteri; Perciformes; Serranidae.
AUGGAUUUUUCAUCAACAAAGCUGCAGUACUGGAGACUUUACCUGCUGUCGCUGGUGUUGGGGAUCGGGGGAUCCUUUCAGUACGGGAUCCAAGUUUCUGUCAUCGCCUCUCCAGCAGAGCACAUUAAGAGUUUUGUGAACCAGACAAGGUUGUUGAGGUCCGGCGUUCCAGUGGACAAGUCCACCAACCAGCUCAUCUGGUCCUUCAUCGUGGCUGUGUUGAGUCUGGGAGCCUGGGCCGGGGCCAUUCACAGCGGCAGCCUUCCUGUCACCUACGGCCGGAAAAAAGCUCUCUUGAUCAACAACGUUGUGGCGAUGGUCGCUGCUCUUCUCAUGCUGUUCAGUCGCACGGCCAAGUCUUUUGAGAUGAUCUUUCUGGGAAGAUUUCUCUAUGGAUAUAACGUUGGUCUCGGGUUGAGUGUUCACCUCAUGUACCUCGGGGAGAGUUCUCCAAAGAAACUCAGAGGUUUUAUGACUCUCACAGGCGCAAUCUUCAUGGCAUUUGGAAAAGUCACGGGUCAAAUAAUUGGCAUCAAAGAGAUGAUGGGUACAGAAGCAAUGUGGCCGUACCUCUUAGCUGUUAGUGGUGUUCCUGCCAUCCUGCAGUUUGUGGGGCUGCUUUUCUUCCCGGAAGCACCUCGAUACCUUUACAUUGACAAAGGAGACACCGAAGGCUGCAAAAAAGCCUUGCAGUGGCUGUGGCAGGAGGAAAACUUAAAGAUGGAGCUGGAUGACAUGCAAAAAGAGAGAGAGAGCGCUCAGGGAGAGAAGGCCAAGACUGUGAAGGACGUACUCUGCUCUCGCUGUGUGAGAUGGCAACUCCUGACUCUGAUCAUCCCCUGUGCUGGUAUUCAGUUCUGCGGCAUCAACGCUCUGUAUUUCUACGCCUUCGACAUCUUCCGUGAGUCUGGAGUGCCGGAGGACCAGAUGCAUUACUUGGCUAUUGGUACUGGAGCAACAGAGCUCUUCACCGCAAUGAUUUGUUCUUUCUUGAUAGAUCAGGCCGGCAGAAAGAGGCUGAUAGGCUACGGCUAUUUAAUGAUGGGCAUCACCAUGUGUGCACUCACAGUCAUGCUGUCCAUUAAGGAUCUGAAUUCAUGGAUCCCUUAUGUGAACAUUGCUCUGAUCUUCUGUGUCAUCAGCAUCUAUGGAUUUGGACCUGCUGGCACAUCUAUGGCUCUUUGUGCUGACCUCUUCUUACAAGCCUGGCGUCCUGCUGCUUAUGUGAUCAGCGGGACUAUCAACUGGCUCGGCAUGUUCCUCGUCGGGAUGUUGUUCAAAUACAUUGUGGAUGGACUCGGACAGUUCUGCUUUCUGAUUUUCGUGGCUUACACAGUUCUCAGUGCAGCAUUUGUGAUAUAUUUUGUCCCAGAGACCAAAGGAAAGAUGAUGGUAGAGAUUAUGGAGGACUUCAACAAACUGAAUUACAAGAAGUGUGUGAGUGCUGACAUUGAAAGGACUGACAUUGAUCUUGCCACUAAAUUAUAA